UCCAUGCAUUUCUUACUUCACUUUGUUUUAAACCAGACAGGUGCUUGGUAUGUUAUACAGAAAAAAAAACAAAAAAAAAACAAAACCCUACAUGUGUACAUUCUUUUAACCUGAAGAACUUCCAAUUGAAACAUAAACCUGAAUACAUUAUAUAUGGAAUUAUAUUUAUAAAGCUGUUCUAAAUAGAGAGCACAUGUAAUCGGCCCACUUUGUUUUUACUUCAUUGCUAUUUGUGCCAAAAAAUUAAAUCCAGACUGUACCGCAAGAACUGGCUGUGCCAGUGAGGUCAGGCUUUCAGAUGUUAGCUAUUUACAUUGCACAACAAGAGAAACAAAAGGCUGGGAGGUUGGCAACACAGAUAGUUUUCCAGGACAAAUCCCAGGAGCCAGACUAAUUGUGUAAGUAAUAAGGCACGACAGUGUGUGUGUGAUAUACUCUAAUAUCACCAUGCCCUGGAUGACACCAUCGUACCUUGACACAUUCAAAAGGUAAGGAAGGAAUUGUUUCAAUUCAUUUAGAAAUAUUCUGCAUCAGAUCACACAGCUGCGCAGUGGGUGGGUCCAGUGGCAGCAGGUAGGCAAACCGACCAGAGGAGAAGAACAGACAGCGGGAGCAACGGCAACAAAACACCCAUUUAACCACCACAAUCAUUUUUAAGAGUGACCCAAAUAUUUAGCAAAAAGCUGAAAGUUUAAGAUAUUUUUUUAAACUCUUUAUUUUCAAAAGUAGAUAUGGAAACGCUGUAGUUCAGGUAGAAGGAGCAAACCCGAGCGAGUGACCAGAACGUAAGUUAACACUUGCUGUUUUGACCAACUAGCCAUAGGCUGCCCAGCUCACAAGGCCAGACUUUGCCCCUUGCAGUCCUCCUUCUUGCCCAUUGGCUGACCAGGAUGCGGUGUGGGUCUUGCCCCCCCCCCCGUGCUGCCUAUGGGUGGACCAAGAGGGGACCAUAGACUUUGACCACUGGACUUUGAUCAAAAAUCCUCCUCCCCUAUAAUCUUGGUUUUGGAGCAGAUCUACUGGCUGUCAAUUCCUUAGAUUGCAAGUUCCGGAGGUGUUGCUGGGAACCUCCUCCUCUGACCCUUUUGUCUUUACCCACAGUUCUUGGAACUCAUCAAGUUGCGGAUUACCUCAUCAGCGGAGUUAGCAAUACAAUUCAAUCUUCUAAUUUGUAUGAAAGGUGAAGACUUUCCAUCUUCAAGAUGCCAAGGCCACCAUACUUUGCACUUGACUAGAUUAGUUCAUUACAAGUGGAGGCAGGAAGGUGCAACCAUUUAUUUACUGCCGUGCGAUUGCUCCGUCGAGUGCAUGUUACCUUUGGAAUCAAUGUGGUCUGCUAGAUAAAUGAGCCACGGGGAUUGUGUAUUUGCUCAGACUCACACUCGCACGCACACGCACACACAUCUUCUCUUUUAUAGCAGGUGACCAGGAAUAAUCAAUAAAUCAAUUAACACCUGGCCACCUUCCACACCUGUCUUAUUUCACCCAAAUUUAAAUUUCAGUAAACUUUAUUUACAAAAUCCAAACAAAAUUCAAAACACACUAUUUAAAUGUGCAAGGCCCCAGCCCUGCUACAGUAUAUUACAUUACAAACUGAGAAACAACAAGGGCUGUAGUGUAUUCUCACAAGUCUUACUCAUCAUUACAUUCAGACUUCCUACAAUCCAAAAGGUUAAUUCAUACUUAAUGCUAGUGUUCUUCUAAUUUUGAAGACGGUCCUUUUGUUCUGUUCAUUAGUCACCGCCAGCCCACUCUCAUACUGACCUCUAGCGUUGUCAAUUAUAGUACUAAACUUUUACUUGGCACCAGGCCUGACCACCUGACUCAUAACAAGUUCAUCAGGUUCAGUCUUAAUCUAAAGGGAUCCUCUGCAAACUCAAAAUUUUAACAAACAAUUUAUAUGAGUGGUUUCUUUGGAGAGUUUUAUAACUGAUAUACUGACAUUGUAAGUAUAACAUAACUACAAAUUAUUUUUCACAGCAUUUUGCCAUCAGUAAUCACAUUUUUAUUUGGGAAAUUAUUAAUCAUAUCUGUUUAUGUAAAAAGGUAGUUUAAGGCACAAUAAUUUAUAUUGGAUAAAUUAAUGCCAGUGAUUGGCUGAAAAAUCUAUAAGGUAAUAAAAUAUCGUGCAACCGAUGAAGGCUGAAAAAAUUGUGUUAAUAUGUCAACCAUACCAAUGACUAUUACAUACCACCUCUUGUUUGUUUGUUUAUAUAUAUCGGAAGCUGGUGCACCUCUGUUUUCGAGCUCCAAGUCAGGCCUGAAGGGACGUGUAGACGCCUCCGAAAGUAUUGGUUGGUGGUCGUCUUCGAAAUGAAAAGGAACGUUAGGUUACUUACCGUAACCCUGGUUCCCUGAAAGAGAAGACGAUCACCAAACCUUGUUCCUGUUGAAGAAGUAAAACAUUACAGAACCCCAAUUCAACCACUGGCAAUAAAAAUGCAGAGAGCCACCAUUACUAGUGGAGUCACAGCCCAGAGGAUUUCCAAAACCAUCACGUUUUUCAAGAAUGAAUCCAAAGCAGCCUCUGUGCUCCAAGAGAAUGGCCCCAAGCCUCUGCUGCUGCUUCUUCCCUGGCUGGGCUCUCGACCACACGCUGUGGACAAGUAUCGUGAGAUCUACUUCAGGCAGGGGUUUGACGUUCUGACCGUGGAGAGCGAGCCCAGUCACUUCCUGUGGCCCAGGUGGGGGUUGGACUAUGGCGCCCAGGUCCUGGAGUUGCUGCAGAGUGACAGCUUUGUGUCCCGCCCACUGCUGCUUCAUGCCUUCUCCAUUGGAGGAUACACCUUUGCCCAGAUGAUGGUGCACAUCUCCAGAAUCAAGGGUCAGAUCUAUGAAAGCCUCAUCAUAGGUACUGCUGAGAGAAUGGCAACAGGUGUGAUCAGAAAAAAACCUUUUUAUUUUACAGGAGUUGGAAAGAUGGUGCUUCUGAAAGUGGAAUGGUUACUGUGCAAGGGCACUCUGCUCUACUUCAGUGUCCUAAAGGGCUAUACGGUGGAUAACUACAAUGUCGCCAUUGGUAUGUUUUGGAAUAACCCACCACAGACUCCAGCCUUGUUCUUCUACUGUGAGAAUGACCCACUCAGUGAUCACAAGGAGGUAGAGAGAUUGCUGAAAAGUUGGCACCUGCAGGGGAUUAACGUGGUGGGGAAAGGCUGGAAAGAUUCCCGGCAUGCAGGGCACCUCAGAAAGCACGCCCAGGAGUAUCUGGCACAGACACUGCACCAGUUCCUGCAGUCCCUCAACAUGACACCACUGAAGGCUAAGAAAUAUAUUGGAUUACACAUAGCGUGUGACACAAAUAAACAAGACACCAUCAUAAUAAUUUUGAAUGUUCAGGGUGAAGUUUGUGAACCCCCUUCCUAUAAACCUAAACAAUGUGACCAAAUACGAAACAUAACAAUGUGACCAAAUACCAAACAUAUCAAUGUGACCAAAUACGGUUAUACCGGUAAUAGAGUCUAGGCAUAUUACAUAAUGGUUAUAGAAGUUUCUAAUUUGGAAUAAUGUUGCAAUACUUUUAAAUAACAAAUUAAAUCUAUUUCUUUGCAAUGAUUAUACUUUAAAAUACAUACACACUGCAUUGGUAACCAGAACAACAUAAGUGCGCUCUUCCAGUAAUAAACUUCCUAGCUGCUUUGUAGAUCAGAUCAAUUAUACCAGUCUACUAAGACAGGUGGGACAAUGUUAACUAGUGCAUUUCAAAUGAAAACAAUUACUUGUUACAUUUAGGCUGGAAUAUCCAUAUCCAUGUGAUAUCCAUGCUGCUGGAUUUUGACCUCAUUUCA
This is a messenger RNA of Acipenser ruthenus (sterlet), 3788 nucleotides long. RefSeq names its product transmembrane protein 53-like. Lineage: Eukaryota; Metazoa; Chordata; Actinopteri; Acipenseriformes; Acipenseridae. The record is from RefSeq and is a predicted model, not a curated record. Gene Ontology annotation, molecular function: serine hydrolase activity.